UAGCUCUCCGACACCAUUCUGCUGCUCCAGAAUGAAGGCCUAUUCAUCACACUGCACCAAGCCUUCGGCAAUUUGGGCAAAUGAAGAAGAGACAGGCUGGAUAAAUGAUAAGAGAAUAAAGAUCUACAGUGAUUGAAUCUGUUUGGGCUUACCCUAUGAAACAAGAAGGAAGACAUCUGUACUUCUUCACAAGGUUCUUCUCAAUGUCCAUUUCAGUUACAAGGUCCUCAACAUAAAGAAGGGGAAAGUUCAGAAGCACACCAUAGAAUAUUCAUUACAUUGUUGGCUGCUGAGAAGAAACAGGCUGCUUUUACCUAUCCUGAGCUGAGAGCAUCUAGAUUUUGAUUGGAUUGUUGCCAGAGCUCAUUAGCAUAGUGUACCCUGACCUGGAAUAGGGAACAGGAAAAUGACCAGAACUUACUGGGACCUGAACGGGAGAUGAGUUCUUGACAAUAUUGUCUACAUCUGGAUAAGAAGUCAGAAGGCUGAUCCACCUAUAUCAAGAACCUUUGAGAGCAAAUUCUCAAAUUCAAAUUGAAGGAAAUUGAAUAGAGGAAAACGUGUGGGUGACCUGACUUUAUCAUGGAACCUGAAGACUUUGAUUCUGAAGACAAAGAGGUAUUAAACUGGGACAUUAAUGACAUGAAACUGCCACAGAAUGUGAAAAAGACCGACUGGUUCCAGGAGUGGCCAGAUUCCUAUGUGAAGCACAUAUACAGCUCAGAAGACAGGAAUGCACAGCGGCACCUGAGCAGCUGGGCCAUGCGCAACACUAACAACCACAACUCUCGCAUCCUCAAGAAGUCCUGUCUGGGUGUGGUGGUGUGCGGCCACAACUGCUCUACCAAGGAGGGGCGCAAGGUCUACCUGAGACCUGCAAUCUGUGACAAAGCCCGGCAGAAGCAGCAGAAGAAAAGUUGUCCCAACUGUAAUGGGCCUUUGAAGCUGAUUCCUUGCCGAGGCCAUGGGGGCUUCCCCGUCACCAACUUCUGGAGACACGAUGGACGCUUCAUAUUCUUCCAGUCAAAGGGAGAGCAUGAUCAUCCAAAGCCAGAAACCAAGUUAGAAGCUGAGGCAAGAAGAGCAAUGAAGAAAGUGCAUGGGGCACCUGCCUCUGUCUCCCUAAAGCUGAAGGGGAACCCAGGAUCCAAGUCUCUUCCAGGUGAAACACAAAGUCAGGGAAGUUUACCUUUAACUUGGUCAUUCCAGGAAGGUGUCCAAUUGCCUGGCAGUUACAGUGGACAUUUAAUAGCUAACACUCCCCAGCCGAAUUCACUGAAUGAUUGCUUAUCCUUCUCCAAGAGUUAUGGUUCAGGGGGAACCACUGAUCUGGCAGACCCGACUUCCACCUUAGACCCCACUAAGCUGUAUGAAAAAUGCAGAUUUUCCAGUAAUAGGAUCUACAAUAGUGGAGACCUGUUUCAGCCUUCUGCCUCUGGAGUCUACUCAGAUUAUGACAAUCUGCAAGCAUGGAAUAAAAACGCUGCUUUGGGGAGAAGCCCUCUCAAUGACAACUAUUGUCCCAAUUAUCCUUUUCCUCUGACCAGCUGGCCUUGUGACUUCUUUCCUUCCCAGAAUUCUUUGGAGAACUUUCCCCAGCAGAUUCCCCUGGAACCACCUGCUGCCAAAACUAGCUGCCACCCAUUAUGGCCAAAUCCAGGGGGCGAGCUUUAUGAAGAGAAAGUGCCUGUGGAUUUCAACAGCUACGUUCCUUCUCUCGCUUACCAUCCACCACAGGAAGACCCCUUUCUGUUCACCUACACCCCCCAUCCUCACCAGCAAUGCUCCCUGCCAGGCAAGAGCACCAAGUGGGAUUUUGAGGAAGAAAUGACAUAUAUGGGUUUGGAUCAUUGCAAUAAUGAAAUGCUUCUAAACCUCUGUCCUUUAAGAUGACUUAAAUUUUUCAACAAUCCCUUCCCUCCUGCAAAAAACAAAAAAACCAAAAAAAAAAAAAAAAAACCCAAAAAACAAAAAAAAACAAAAACAAAACAAACAAAAACUACUUUGAGAAAUGGCUGGAAGAAUUUCCUUAGGAAGCAGCUUUUAAAACAUAACUACAGAUAAAUGGGAAUCACAACAAGUGGUAGGCAAAACAUUUUUCAUGCAAAUAAUCUUUUUGCCUCCUCCACCCUAAUGCUUCCAUCCUCAGUAAGGACUAGAAAUUUACCCAGCCUGCUGUGUGAAAUGCCCUCUGAUCUCCCCACCCCACACUCAUUGUUUGGGGCUUUUAGCACCUCUGCUACCUAUUGGGUUUCAUUGUCACAGACACAUAUCAAAUGGAGCAAAGAUGUGAAGAGUCCGCCUGCUUAGGAUCUCCUCCAUGCCUUCUUUUUCAUAACAAAAAAUGACAGAACCCAGAAACAGAGGGUAGAAAGAGCUGCAGAAGUAUAUAAAGAUAGUCUAGAAUUGAUAUAUUUAAUACUUUGUUUAGUAAUCAAAUUCAUUUAUAAAAUAUAUAUUUUCUAGUUGAUUUCUAAGACUUGUCAAGACAAGAAGCAUGAACUAACUCCAUAAAGGACAGCAAAACUAAAUGGACACAUGAAGAGAAUUCCAGUGUUCUCCUACAUUACUCACGUCCUUCUCCCUCCUCCUCGCUGACUACACCUUUUAAAGGGAUUCGAUUCUGUCCGAUUUAUGUUUAUUCUUUAUGGCACCUAGCUCAGUGCCAAGUUCAUAAUAUGUAAGAACUGUUUGCUUAGAAAAGUAUCUUUGGGGACUGGGCAUGUUGCUCAAUGCUGAGGUGUAUUUAGAACGCACAAGUCCUUGGGUUCAAUCCUCAGUACCGAAGAAUAAGAAAGAAAAGUCUGUACAAUUAACAUGGUCAUGAUUAGCUAGCCAUAUUUGAAUGCAGUUCCUCCUCUUUGCUGAAGUGUGUUAAUGCAAACAAAUAAGUAUUUUUAAAAAUAGAUGAUUUUUUUAUUUGUAACAAACGCACAUGAUAUAAA
This is a messenger RNA of Marmota monax (woodchuck), 2945 nucleotides long. Its product is annotated as chorion-specific transcription factor GCMa-like. Gene Ontology annotation, cellular component: nucleus. Gene Ontology annotation, molecular function: DNA-binding transcription activator activity, RNA polymerase II-specific; RNA polymerase II cis-regulatory region sequence-specific DNA binding. The record is from RefSeq and is a predicted model, not a curated record. The transcript has a single exon. Gene Ontology annotation, biological process: regulation of transcription by RNA polymerase II; cell differentiation involved in embryonic placenta development; gliogenesis. Lineage: Eukaryota; Metazoa; Chordata; Mammalia; Rodentia; Sciuridae. Bases 583 to 1893 code for a protein of 436 amino acids.